Messenger RNA from Cyclopterus lumpus (lumpfish), 4472 nucleotides. It is a transcript of the gene cxadr, whose product is annotated as CXADR Ig-like cell adhesion molecule. The transcript has 7 exons. Gene Ontology annotation, cellular component: bicellular tight junction; intercalated disc; basolateral plasma membrane. Bases 235 to 1380 code for a protein of 381 amino acids. Gene Ontology annotation, molecular function: cell adhesion molecule binding. Lineage: Eukaryota; Metazoa; Chordata; Actinopteri; Perciformes; Cyclopteridae. The record is from RefSeq and is a predicted model, not a curated record. Gene Ontology annotation, biological process: homotypic cell-cell adhesion.
AGCAACGGGGAGAGCUCCUCGUCCCUGCCGCCAGAGGGCAACACUGGAUCUCGUUUGGGACGACCGUGUGUCACGUGACACCCUGCGGCGCGCUCGCUCCGCUGUGCACCUGCAGAGAGGCGAGGAGAAGGAGGAGUGGAGUUUGGAUGCUUCGGUCGAGCUGGGCUGCCGCUUUUUUUCUCUCUCGAACUCAGCACAAGUUCUCCGACCAAGUUUCACUGAAGAAGUCGAGUAAUGGCUGGAAGAGGAAUGGAGCUUUCGCUCGGCCGGUUCUGCUGUGUACUGUUGAGCCUCUUCGCAGGUUUGGCCUCGGGUCUAGAGAUCACAUCCUCAGUGCAGACAUCCAUAGAGAAGGCCAGCGGUCAGAGCGUGAAGCUGGACUGCCAGUUCAGCCUGGCCCCCCAAGAUUCUGGCCCGCUGGAUAUUGAAUGGAGCUUGCUGUCCUCCGACAACCAGAAGGAAGACAAAGUGGUGAUCCUGUACUCAGGCGACAGGUCCUACGAGGACUACUACGAACCGAUGAAGGGCCGAGUCCACUUCAACUCUGCAGACCCCAAGAACGGCGACGCCUCCAUCAACCUGACGGGGCUUAAGUCGACGGACUCGGGCACUUACCAGUGUAAAGUGAAGAAGGCUCCCGGUAUCCGCAGCAGGAAGAUGCUGCUGAUCGUCAUGGUGAAGCCAUCCAAGCCCAGGUGCUACGCCGAAGGCCCCAUGCAGGAAGGCAAAGACAUUGUGCUGAGGUGCAUAUCUCACGAGGGCACCAACCCCCUGCAAUACAGCUGGGAGAAGACCAGCGACGGCAUGGUGCUGCCCAGCUCUGCUGUGAUGGAUCCAGUGGGAGGCACCAUUAACGUGAGGAACGCAUCUGCCAGCGCAUCUGGCAACUACCGCUGCACUGCCAGGAACCGCGUCGGCGCUGAGGAAUGUGUACUGUAUCUCAACGUGACGCCUCCCCCCAACACUGCAGGCAUCAUCGCAGGAGCCAUAAUUGCUGUGCUCCUGAUCCUCCUCAUCAUUGCCUUCAUCCUCUUCUGCUGUUGCCGCGCCCGUCACAGGAAGAAGUACGAGAAGGAAAUCUGCAACGAGAUAAGAGAGGAUGUGCCUCCUCCGAAGAGUCGCGUCUCAACGGCACGCAGCUUCACCGUGGGCAGCCAGCGCUCCUCCCUGGGCUCCAUGUCGCCCUCCAACCUGCACGAAUACGCCCUGAAGCCCCAGUACGACAAGAUUCCCUCGUCAGAGGACUUUGAGAGGCCUCCGAGCCGCGUCCCUCUGCCUCCACCCAACGGUGCUGCCAGGAUGCCCGGCCCCAACCUCAGCCGCAUGGGGGCCAUCCCCGUCAUGAUCCCUGCCCAGAACAGGGAGGGCUCCAUCGUCUAGCCUGUCCUCUUCUCGAGGAGGGGAGGGAGUAGGACACAAGCCAAUGAAGACGGCGCUGGGUAGACUGACUCGCCUGACUUUUAGCUCCUCGUUAUUUACAAAUGGGAGUAUGCUCCUCUUAUAAAGGCUUGGUUCUGCUGCGGUACUGAGAAGAAUUGAGUUGUACUGGAAUCAUUUACAGAGCACAUUAACUUUUUAUCAAAUCUAUGAAUUUAACUUCCUGGACUUUCUCACUGAAACAUUAAUAGGUGUGGAUAUAAAGCAGAAUGGUCAAUAUACAAAUUGUAUUGUACAUAAGUGAAUGCAUGUUUUUAGUUUUUUUUUUUUAUAUAGUUGGCCCUUGCUGUAGAGACAUUGUAUGUUCAAAACAGACCCAGGCCCCUAAGUGGCCAGCUAUACAGCUGUAUGCAUGCAUGUCUGUAGAAACCUGCAGCUGAAUGUGUGUAUGUGAAUAUAAGUGUAUGUUUGUGAAUGGGAGUAUGGAAAAUGUAUAGUUCAUUUCUCAUCUUUUAAUGCCCACAUAUGAUCAUCUGUCAGGCAAUCCAGUCUCUGCUCAUUUCUGACAUUUUUUAAUUCCAUGAAUUUAUUUUUAAACUUUUAUCUUCUGGCUUUUUGGAAAACUUGUAAAACAGACUUAUUAGAAGGACAUUGGCAGAUUUCUUUUAAAAUAGUCCUUCGACUGAGUUGAAAAAUCAUCUAUUUAGGUCAGCAGGUUUUCUGUUGAACCGUUUGCUGUUUAAAUUGUCCAUUCUGGGUUUGUUGGGGGGGGGGGCUGAAAUGGACAGGAUUGGCUGGCGGGGAGGGGGAGGCUCAGGCCACCACAUGUUGUGAUUGGGUGGAUUAUUGCCUCUUGACAGAGUUUAAAAAGACUGUUAUUCCUCCUUUUUAGAGGAGGUAGCAUAUAGGGGGGGGGGGGGAGCAGCUGGGUUCACUGAGCAAUCUGCUUUGAUUGUUUGAUGAUCAACAGGCCCCUAACCCCUGUGGCCUCCCCAACACACACUAGCAGGACAAGAGCACAGGUCUUCAUUUCCCCCCCCCCCCCCCCCCCCCCCCCCCCCCACCCCCACAGAUGUCCGGCAUAUGUGAUCCUCCUCAUUUGCAGUCGCAUUACAAGGAGCCAAUAUCUUGAUUAACCUUCUCUCUUCUUCCCUUCAUGACUUCUGUGGCGUUAAUUGUACUUUUUAAAUGAAGGAUGUGAAGCUACCUACAUGAAGGCCACAAAGGGGAACACAUGAGUGGUGCCGCUGAUUCCACUUUCCAACCAUUCGGUUGGAGCUCAUUGUGCAGCCUCAGUGCUGGAUAACGUAAAUGUCCAGUCAGUCAGUGAGUUGCCACAGGUCAGUGCUUACAGUUUGUGGGUUAUUCUGCUCUUAAAACAAGCCCAAAUAAUAAUGUUUGGAAGCCCAACAUCUCAUCUUGUCUGUGAAAAACAACAACAACAAAACCCAGUAUGAACACUUGGAGUGGGCAAACGGUUUCUUUUUGCUCCGACGCCUUAUUCUACUCUCUACUGCAGCCUUACACACCUCCCCUCAGUUCACCUCUGCAAAGCCCUCACAGCUGGAUUCUAAUAACUUCUAUUGUGCCUUGUCGCCCCAGUUGAGUUGUGUCGUAGCACCUACACCAAUGUGCAUCAUCCCGGAUGGCCAUCGUCGCCCACAGCCACUCAACCAUAUAAUAAUUGGUACACGUGGGCCUGCUGAUGGCUUUCUGUUGCCUCGCUCACUUCCAAGUCCAGGACUUCCCGCACCGCAUACACAUUACCCCAUAGCUUAACGAACCCUCUAUCACUGUCUUAAAGCUUUUGAUUUUGUAUUCCAAAACAUGACGUCAUGGUUUUUAAAUUUUUUUUAUUCUAUUCAAGAUAAAGUAAAUGUAUGUGCUUUAAAGAAAAAAAUGAUACAAUUUCCGUUUCUGGCUGUGUGUCUAAAUAUCCUGUCGAAUAGCCCUAUGUAAUCACAACACAGUUGAAUGAUAUAAAGAAGAUGUUUGUAUGUAUAAGUGUGCCGUGCUGUGCUUGGCAAGUCUAUAUCUACAACAGAAGAGGGUCUCUAGGUAGUACAGUAUGAAGGCUUCCGUGUGUGAUUGCAAUCGCCUGGCUGUGUGUGUGCGUGUGCGUGCGUGCGUGUGCGCGUUGCAAGUCUUUUUUGUGUGGGUUCUGGGAUCUAAGGGGAGGUGACAGAUGUUGAACAUCUUGGGCUCUGUACUUCCUGGUAGAUUUGUUGUUGCACCUAUAUUCUAACACCAAGGAAAGUGAGACCUGCUGAGACAAAGAAAUGACAUCUGUCGGUUCCUCUUAAACACGUGUGUGUGUGUGUGUGUGUGUGUGUGUGUGUGUGUGUGUGUGUGUGUGUGUGUGUGUGUGUGUGUGUGUGUGUGUGUGUGUGUGUGUGUGUGUGUGUGUGUGUGUGUGUGUGUGUGUGUGUGUGUGUGUGUGUGUGUGUGUGUGUGUGUGUGUGUGUGUGUGUGUGUGUGUGUGUGUGUGUGUGUGUGUGUGUGUGUGUGUGUGUGUGUGUGUGUGUGUGUGUGUGUGUGUGUGUGUGUGUGUGUGUGUGUGUGUGUGUGUGUGUGUGUGUGUGUGUGUGUGUGUGUGUGUGUGUGUGUGUGUGUGUGUGUGUGUGUGUGUGUGUGUGUGUGUGUGUGUGUGUGUGUGUGUGUGUGUGUGUGUGUGUGUGUGUGUGUGUGUGUGUGUGUGUGUGUGUGUGUGUGUGUGUGUGUGUGUGUGUGUGUGUGUGUGUGUGUGUGUGUGUGUGUGUGUGUGUGUGUGUGUGUGUGAGAGAGAUAUAUAUAUAUGUACAUGAAGGACGUUUGCUGUCAGGAUGGGCCCCUGUAGAAUUCUAGUAGGACUUUCACCUGCUGACAAACUGUACAGAGCUCUCAGGGGGACGGGUCCCCGUCUGUCCCCCCAUGUGCUCAGAACAUGAACUACUAACAAAUAUUAACUGUAGCUUUGAAGUCAGCGUACUAAUAUUGUAUCAGGAUCUCCUUUUGAGGUUUGCACACUGUGUGAAAACCAUUUUUUUCUUUCUUUCCUUUUGUGUGUAUUUUUUUUUUGUGCUGUAUUUUUGAAUAAUAAAAGUCCAUGAAAUCCA